Molecule: messenger RNA, 1202 nt
Organism: Trichobilharzia regenti
Lineage: Eukaryota; Metazoa; Platyhelminthes; Trematoda; Strigeidida; Schistosomatidae
Source: the annotation of a GenBank genome assembly
AUGAUUCUUAAAAGUUCAAACGACCAACAGAAAGUAAAAACGGUGAAAUAUUGUCUGGAGUGCUUAGCAGCAUCAGUAAUGCUGUGGUCUGUCCUAAGAAAAGCGAAUUUAUUCAUUGAUAACUGUAUGACUAAAAGCUUAUCAACUGAGAAUUCUCAACCAUUUUUGCUUUGUAGGCUUAUUCAUUUAUUAACUAAGAACUAUGAUUGCGUCAUAAAGCUGUGGGUUUAUCCAACAACAAAUAUUUGUUAUACUGGUAGAAAAAAGAAGAUUUCUGCUCAUGAAAUGGUUUAACCAAGAAACAGUCAGUAUCAACUUAUGAACUUUCAAACGACGGGUGGCGCGGUAAGAAAGAUGGACUAAGUGUAAAGGGAAGGUUGUUUAAAAAAUCCCUUCUGGAUGAUUUAAUAGCAAUAUUUAUAUUUAUUUGGAUGUUCCAACUAACUUUGUAUUUAUCACCCAUUUUUUCGCUAGACUGUAAAUUACUGUCCUGGCAUUUGUUUAUCACAUGUUGACUUGAUCCUCAUUAUUUAUGUUUGUCCCUGUUUAGUGUCUAAUUUUAAUUCCUCUCUUUGUGGUUGUUCAGUAUACUGAUAAUGUGUUGCUUUGUGAUGUGACUUCGUUUGAGUGAAUGAAGGUUAUGCUGAUGUUGGACUGUCUGUGGGAAUUGUUGGUAUAUGAUUCUUGUGGACAGAGUUCUACUUGAUUCUAAGGUUCUUCUCUCAGGUGAAUUUUCAGUUCACUAAUUUUGUUCUUAAGUACAUUUUUUGUACUUAGAGGAUCGCCUUGUCUGGAUAGCUGUCAAACAGAACUGUUGAAGUAAUUUUGAGUUUUUGAUGUUAAUAUCAUGGGAUACGGCCACUGAUUUAUCAAAGAAUAAUCAUCUUUUUGCUGUGUUCUGAGCACUUUGUGACUGCAUAUGGCUGCAAGAACUUUUGUCAGCCAGACAGUAGAACUCAGAGGUUGGUUUCAUGUGCUCAGGUCACAACGAGUCGGUUUUUGUCGCAGCAUUAAGUAUAUCUUUCUGCUGUCUGCAUUAACUAGUAUGCACUAUUCUAAACAAUGUCGGAAGAUGAUGACCUCUUCAUUUAUAUUCUGUAAGGUGAAAGAAUUUUAAAACUUGAUGCUCAAUGGCAGUCUGAAAAUCUUUUACUGAAACGAUGCUUGUAUAGACCUUUUAUAGGCAAAACAAUCGAUAACGC